UAGUCAUUCAUAUCUAAGAUCGUACACGUAGAGAAAUUAAAUUAAUCAUGUCGGUUGGUCUUUGGUACCAAAAUGUGGUAAAUGCAUCUUGUUACAUUUCAAUGGGACAAUUAAUACGGUGAGAUAUUUAAUAUUGUUUAAAGCUGACAAUGCUUAAUCCCGUGCUCCAAUCAAGUUAAAUAUAUAUUCCGAUUUGAUUGAAAUCUGUUUGAACUUUUAACGACAUGCCACGAUCAACAAUGGGAAUUAAGUCUAACCAUACUACAAUGCCAGAGACAAGCGCUAUCCACGUGGUAUCCCUCAAACUUCAGACCGAUAUAUAACGCCGUCCAUUAAAGGUGUCAAUCACAGCGACAAUUAACUGGGGGAUCGAUACCUAUUAGAUCAUUAACGAGCGGUCUAAUAACACUAGGAGAUACAUGUACAGCUAGUGUGGACACCUCACCAGUGAGCACGUGAAAUACCUUUGAUCUUUGUUUUAGACGACUGGAAAAGAAACAAUAUAAGUGAGGCAAUGACAGAGUUCUCGUAACAUAAGGAGGCGACCCUUGGACGACUCACUUAGUCCUGCCUCCGUCUCAUAGCAACAAGAUGAGCCUCGGCGUGGAGAAUGGACGGACGUCCGAUAGGCGGCGCUCUUCCGUCUGGAAUCCCAUUACCAUCGAUGCGGAAGAUCUGAAUGGGACUGAAAUUGACAAGGAUGCGAUUCGAAGAAGUGUGUUUGGUCCACGACUUUCCGAAGUUAACUUGGGAGCCAUCGAUACUUCCGUGUGCCGACCUACUGCUGCGUCUGCGCGGAGAUCUGUCCUCUGGUCACGUGAGAGGAAGUCAUAUGAAUCUUUGAGCAAACAGAAUCUACAGGAGUUCCGUGAACGGCCGUAUAUGAAAUAUCGAUACCCAGAACUGUCCAAACACUACCCAGGGACAUGGCGGACAGCGAAUUCUCAACAAUUACAGAAAAUAGUGGAUAGACUGACCAGACCUACGUCACUUAGUACGAUGCGUGCGCAGUCUGCACCAAAGAUCACGCGCACCAUGUAUUCGAGCCGGUGUUCAAAUCGUAGCACAACAACGCAGUCGACGGUAGGCUCUUACAGUUCGCUUGAGAGCAAUGGAAUGUGAACUAGUUUGAUUGGGUAGCAUUUUUCCCACAUGAAUAAAAUUAAGGAUUUAUUUUGUGGAUUAUGCUACUGCUAAAAAACCGGAUGUUUCGCAAACGGAUAUUGUUACAACUAUAAAUAAAAGUCAUACUGUUUACCGGAAAACUUUCGCCCGGGAAAAUUUUCGCCCUUAUACGUUUUAACUUCAGCUUUCAAGUGUUAUUUCUGGAUAUUUUCUGCUAAGUGUCAAUAUUCGCUAUGAUGACAAAUUUGCCCUCAUUACGAAGGACACAAAAGACACGUGAUACUGAAAAUGCAGCAAGCAAUUCAAUGUGUACAGUAUGGACAAUUAUUUCUGUCCGUGACAAAAGGACAACGUGGUACCCAUGGCCGUAGCCUUUUUAACAGUUUGUCCCAUACAAAUAUACAUAAUAGUGUUUUUUAUCGCUUCCUUGAAAAGGGGAUAACACCAGAUACAGUGUUAUUCAAAUGUUUCCUGUCAGACAGAAAUCGACCGAGGAAUACAUGCACAUACGUAAGCCUAUCUGUGGGUAAUACCGUGUGUUCAAUCAGCAGUUCAGCUAUAAACAAGUCGUGUUGUAUAGAUAACAGUAUAUAGCACUGGCAUCCCCUGUAUACAGUUGAUAGAUAUCAUGGUCUGACAUUAUUGGGAUAAAUAGAGUAUUCCGGACUUUGUGUUGAUCGUGCGUGAACAUUUAAAUAAAUAUACAAUUUAG
Molecule: messenger RNA, 1837 nt
Organism: Mizuhopecten yessoensis (Yesso scallop)
Lineage: Eukaryota; Metazoa; Mollusca; Bivalvia; Pectinida; Pectinidae
Exons: 3
Coding region: 592-1122 (176 amino acids)
Source: RefSeq, a predicted model, not a curated record